UCCAAUCCAUAAGAAAUAUUGUAGUAUUAAACAAUAACAAUGAGGUCGCUAGUCGCCCUAGCCGUGCUAGCAUGUGUCGUAGUAGCUUGUUCAGGGCGAGAGGAGCAGCAGGGAGACCUAGUCGCCGCGGCCAGCCACCACGGUCAUCAUCACGAAGAAGGCGGAGGCAAGGAGCACCACUCGCAUCACCACCAUGAACAUGGAGAAAAAGGGCACAAAGGUCACAAAGGACAUCAUCAUCAUCAUAAAGGAGAACAUGGUCAUCACGGUAAACAUCACCAUGCGGGUCAUCAUCACGAACAUGGAGGACAUCACAAAAAACACUGGGAUGAGCACGACCACCACGGCAAACAUCAUGAGCAUGGACACCACCACAAGGGCGGCAAACAUCAUCACAAGAAACAUCACGAUAAAGGCGAAGAAGUUGAAGGCUACCACAAGAAAUACCACAAAGACGAGUACCAUAAAGACCACCACUUCUACGAUGACCACCACAAGGAAGGCAAGCAUCACAAGCACGGCCACCACCACGGGCAUCACGAGAAACAUGGUGGACAUCACAAGAAAGGCGGACACCACCACUCCGGUCAUCACGAAGAGCAUCAUGGCAAGAAAGGACAUCAUGACAAACACCAUUACGAUGAAGACCAUAAGGGACAUAAGGGCCACCACGGACACGAAGAACACCACCACCAUCAUCAUGACCACGGCAAGAAAGGUGGUCACGAAGAUCACAAACAUUGGGGAUUCCACCACGGCAAGCACUGCUUUGGUGACGGCUACGUCUCUAGUCGAGCCAAACAAAUCAUGAGGCUCUCAUUCCUGAUACUACUAUUUUCCGCGGUGCUACUAACACACGCGCGUAAUGUAGCAAAUCAAAAAGGUGAUAAAGAUGACGCAGCCAACGCUGCCACUCAACUAGCAGCAACCACAGGAGGCGACCUCUCAGUCGCUGGCAGUGCAUCUGCAGACCAAGCGAUUGCCGGCACUGAACACAAAAAGGCCAAAGACAGCCACCACGAACAAGGAGGCGGGCAUGAACACCAUGCUCAUCACCAUGAGGAACACGGAGAUAAAGGCGAUAAGGGAUACAAGUCGCAUCAUCAUCAUGAUAAAGGCGAACAUGGACAUCAUGCGAAACACCACCACGAAGGACAUCACGACGAACACGGAGGACACAAAAAGAAGCACCACGAUGAGCACGAUCAUCAUGGUGAACAUCAUGAGGCCGCGCACGGACACAAAGGCGGCAAAUUUGGACACAAAAAGGGUCACAAAAAGGGUUCGAAGACGACUGGUUUUCAUCAUAAAUCCCAUAAAGACGAAUAUCACAAGGAACACAAAUUCUACGACGACUUCCACAAGGGUGGACACCAUCACAAACACGGCGACUUCCACGGACAUCAUGACAAAAAGGGAGGUCACCACAAGAAAGGCGGUCAUCACGAAAAGGGACACCACGAGAAACACCACGGCAAGAAGGGACAUCAUGACAAAGGGCAUUAUGAUGAAGACCACAAGGGACACAAGGGUCAUCAUGGGCACGAAGAGCAUUUCGCACAUCACCACGACCACGGAAAGAAGGGCGGACACGCUGGCGGAAAGGAACAUGGUUACAGUCAUGCAAAGAAAUCGUAAAGAAAAUACCUACCCAGUUUAUUAUUAUUUGUUUAAUUGCGUUUUUGUUUUUUGUUAUAUUUUUCAAGUCAUUGUAUAUAA
This is a messenger RNA of Spodoptera litura, 1719 nucleotides long. RefSeq lists its product as uncharacterized. NCBI's taxonomy places the organism in Eukaryota, Metazoa, Arthropoda, Insecta, Lepidoptera, Noctuidae. The record is from RefSeq and is a predicted model, not a curated record.